Zingiber officinale is the source of this 3425-nucleotide messenger RNA. RefSeq names its product LRR receptor-like serine/threonine-protein kinase RGI3. The record is from RefSeq and is a predicted model, not a curated record. Gene Ontology annotation, cellular component: plasma membrane. Bases 85 to 3333 code for a protein of 1082 amino acids. Gene Ontology annotation, biological process: protein phosphorylation; hormone-mediated signaling pathway. NCBI's taxonomy places the organism in Eukaryota, Viridiplantae, Streptophyta, Magnoliopsida, Zingiberales, Zingiberaceae. Gene Ontology annotation, molecular function: protein kinase activity; ATP binding; protein binding. The transcript has 2 exons.
UAAACAAAAACAUGGGAUUCCCCUCCCCUCUCCAAUCCCAACACACUCCUCCUUCAUCUUCUUCCCCUCUCCAAUCCCAACAACAUGCCCUUGCCUUCGAACCUCUACACCACCUCCUGCUCUUCCACCUCUUUAAUUCUUCUUCUCCUUGCCGCAACCUCCUUCUUCCACUGCUGCCUCUGCGUCGACGAGCAGGGCCAGGCGCUGCUCGCGUGGAAGCAGAGGCUCACCUCCUCCACCGACCUGCUCUCGUCCUGGAACCCUUCCGACCCCAAUCCAUGCAGCUGGGUCGGAGUCACCUGCAACUCGCAAAUGGAGGUCGUCAGUCUCGUCUUCAGGUCCGUCGAUCUCCGCGGCCCCUUGCCUUCCAAUUUCCACCUUCUCACAUCGCUCAGCGCGCUGGUUCUCUCCGCCGCCAACCUCACCGGCACGAUUCCGACGCAGUUCGGGGACUACCUCGAGCUCGCCGUCCUCGACCUCAGCGGGAACCAGCUCACCGGCGAGAUCCCGGCCGAGUUGUGCAGGCUGAGCAAGCUCCGGUCGCUCGCGCUGGACUCGAACUCGCUUCGAGGUGCCAUUCCCGUCGGCGUCGGGAACCUCUCCGGGCUCCAGUACUUGACUCUCUACGAUAACUUCUUGAGCGGGGAGAUCCCUGCGAGCAUCGGGGAGUUGCUGAAGCUGGAGGUUUUCCGGGCCGGCGGGAACAAGGACCUCAAAGGCCCGCUCCCGCCGGAGAUCGGAAACUGCAGCAAUUUGGUCAUGUUGGGUCUGGCUGAAACCGGCAUAUCAGGGAAGAUUCCUUCCACAAUUGGGCUGCUGAAGAAGCUGCAGACGAUCGCUAUCUAUACUUCCUUUCUCGCCGGAUCGAUGCCGGAAGAGAUUGGCAACUGCACUGAGCUGACCGAUCUGUAUCUGUACCAGAAUUCGCUGUCAGGUCCGAUUCCUCCACAGCUCGGCAACCUCCCCGGCCUUCGGAGCUUGCUCUUGUGGCAGAACAAUUUGGCGGGCUCAAUCCCGUCGGAGCUCGGCCGGUGCACACGGUUAGCCCUCGUCGACCUGUCCAUGAACUUUCUCACCGGAGAUAUUCCUCGGAGCGUCGGGAAGUUGAUCAAUCUCCAGCAGCUUCAGCUGAGUACCAAUCAGCUCACCGGAGCGGUACCCAAGGAGAUCUCCAACUGUGCCGCGCUCGCCGACCUCCAGCUCGACGACAACGAACUCUCCGGUGAGAUCGAAGUCGACUUCUCGAGAAUGGAGAACCUCACUCUGUUUUAUGCUUGGCAGAACAGGUUGACGGGGAGCAUUCCGGCGAGUUUAGCUCAAUGCCGGAGUUUGCAAGCUGUCGAUCUGUCUCGCAACAACUUGACAGGGCCGAUUCCGAAGGAGCUGUUUGGGUUGCAGAACCUCACCAAGUUGCUUCUCCUUUCCAAUGAAUUGUCCGGAAUAGUGCCGCCGGAAAUCGGCAACUGCACAAACCUUUUGCGGCUCCGGUUGAACGGAAACAGGCUCGCCGGCUCAAUUCCACCGGAGAUUUCACAUUUGAAGAGCCUUAGAUUUCUUGACAUGAGCAACAAUAUGUUCGGAGGUCCGAUCCCAACGGCGAUAUCUGGUUGUGAUUCCCUCGAGUUCCUCGACCUCCACUCUAAUGCUCUCGCCGGAGGCCUACCGGAGUCCCUUCCGAAGACCCUACAAGUUAUAGACGUCUCCGACAACCGGCUCACUGGAGCAUUGAGCCCCAGUGUUGGGUUGUUACCGGAGCUGACGAAGCUCAAUGUGGGCAGGAAUCAACUCUCUGGUUUGAUCCCGUCGGAGCUUGGUUCGUGCAGCAAGCUACAGCUUCUCGACCUCGGCGAUAACUCAUUCUCCGGCGGGAUCCCAGACGAGCUCGGCGAGCUUUCGGCGCUUGCUAUCGCUCUUAACGUUAGUUGCAACCGUCUCUCCGGCGAGAUUCCGACUCAAUUCUCUGCGCUCGGAAAGCUUGGCUGCCUAGACAUAUCCCACAACGCUCUCUCCGGCGGCCUCGCCACUCUCGCCGCGCUCCAGAAUCUCGUCACCCUGAACGCCUCCUAUAACGAUUUCUCCGGCGAGUUGCCCGACACGCCUUUCUUCCGAAAACUCCCGCUCUCCGACCUCGAAGGCAACCGCGGACUGUCCAUCGCCGACGGCCUAACGGCGGAGGCCCGGCAGCGGGGCGGAGCCUCGAUCUCUGCUCUGAAACUCGCCAUGUCGGUCCUCCUCGGCGUAAUCGCUGUGUCGCUGCUGACAGCCGUCUAUGUGCUCGUGCGCGCGCGCAUCCCGCCCGACAGAGACGCCGCCGACGCGCUGGAGAUAACUCUCUACCAAAAGCUCGACUUCUCGGCGGAGGAAGUGGUCCGCGGCCUCACCUCAGCGAACGUGAUCGGAACGGGGAGCUCCGGCGUGGUCUACAAGGUCGGAAUCCCCAACGGCAACUCGCUAGCUGUCAAGAAGAUGUGGUCGUCGUCGGAGAUCGGAGCGUUCCGCAACGAGAUCGCCGCCCUGAGCACGAUAAGGCACCGGAACAUCGUGCGCCUGCUCGGAUGGGGGGCGAACCAGAGCACCAAGCUCUUAUUCUACGACUAUUUACCCAACGGAAGCCUGAGCGGAUUGCUUCACAGGAGCGGGAAGGCGGCGGUGGAGUGGGACUCGAGGUAUGAGAUCGCGCUCGGCCUGGCACAUGCCAUCGCCUACCUCCACCACGAUUGCGCGCCGCCAAUUUUGCACGGCGACGUCAAGGCCAUGAACGUGCUUUUGGGAUCGAGAUUCGAACCGUAUCUGGCGGACUUCGGCUUGGCCAGAGUUCUGAAUGGAAGACGCAAGUCGGACUCCAUGGCUUCUCCUCAGAUCGCCGGCUCCUACGGAUACAUCGCUCCAGAGUACGCUUCCAUGCACCGGAUAACAGAGAAGAGCGACGUCUACAGCUACGGCGUGGUGUUGCUGGAGGUUUUAACGGGAAUGCAUCCGCUGGAGGCGGCGCUGCCCGGCGGAACGCAUCUGGUUCAGUGGGUGCGCGACCACCUCAGCCGCAAGGGCGACCCGGCCGACAUGCUCGACUCGAGGCUGCGCGGCCGGCCGGACUACCAGAGUCAGGAAAUGCAGCAGGCACUCGCGAUCGCUGCCAUGUGCGUCAGUCCGCGGGCCGACGACCGGCCGACGAUGAAAGACGUGGUCGCAAUGCUGACGGAAAUCCGGCACCCGGCCACCGAUGAGCCCAAGGAACCAUCGGCACGCGUCGCCGGAGCUGCUUCUCCGGUGCAUAACUCGGAUCUGCAAGCUUCUUCGAAUUGCUAUUUUGGAAUGUCAGAUUACUCUUGCUGAAUGAUCGUCGAUAUAUCUUGUAAUUGUACAAAUCCUGCUCGAUUCCUAGAACAUGUUAAGUAGGAUUCUAAAUUCCAUGCAUGGUUUUGUCU